This is a messenger RNA of Echinostoma caproni, 1596 nucleotides long. NCBI's taxonomy places the organism in Eukaryota, Metazoa, Platyhelminthes, Trematoda, Plagiorchiida, Echinostomatidae. The record is from the annotation of a GenBank genome assembly.
AUGUCGUUGAUUGAACAGCUGCGAAGAUUAGCAACACCAGUUGCUGCUAGCUAUGCCCCAGACUCCGUCCGUCGAAAAUCUUUGAUCUACGAAGAUCCAUCGAAAGUAGAUACACUACUAUGCUAUCAAGAAAGUCUUGCUGCGUUUGAGCGAAUGUGCAAACUGGACGAAAUAUUUAUUGGAUUCCGACAGACUAUUUUUGCCGAGACUUCUUGUCACCUAGAAAUAUGCAAUUUGUUUGUUGACGAGAAAUUCAAAUUAGACAAUGAGAUUCGACGAUUUUUGUGCUAUACUUCACCGUUUUUGAAGCACUACGAUGCGAUUCGUAUGCUAGAAUGGCUUGUGCAUAAGUUUCAAGUUCAUACUCACUUCGUAGAAGACCUUAUUCGCUGUGUGAUACCCUACCACGAAACCGGACUGUUCGCAAAGUUCCUUCAACUUUUGGAUUUUUCCUCCGUGAAUACCGAAUUUCGCUGGUUAGAGCCAUAUGCUCAAUGCGGGCGAUGUUUGUCGAGGAAGGAAUUGGUCCGUGCCUGUUUUCGUCAACCCGGUCUGGUCCCAUUUAUCAGUUCGCUAAUGGUCAAUGCGGUAAAGUGCUACCAAGGUCUUCCAGACCAAUCGAAACUGAACGAUUUGACCAAUUUCUUUCUAUCCACGGUAGUCGCACUGUGCGAUACGGGCAUGGCGGACGAACGCAUCGCUCAAGUCCUGGGCACACUUCAGCAUGUAUUACGCGUUGGUCUACGCGCCUCCGAUUGCGCUCCUUUCCAAUCUGCUGCCUGUUUGGCUGUGCUUCGUUUCAGCAUGAAAUUACAGCUGAAUCCAGACCUGGUGCUGGAUUGGAUUCAAUGCUUACUGAAGAAAACCCGUCCCACACAGACUUGGGAGUCGUUGCGAGUUAUCACGCAACUCAUGCGCACUCAACAUAUUGCCACAUUGCCCGAGAAGUUGGCCACCAGACACGCGGCUCUCUUGUCCACUUUGCCGGAGUCGCAGAGAAAACUGAUUGAACAGGAAGAGGAGCGCCUGCUGGACGAUGUAGAUGUCAAUCAGUUGGCUCAUGCAGCUGCUCUUACGGCCGAAGUGCAGGCAGCUACUGUGACCAUGGAUGUUUCCGCGCCCCCAGAGGACUCCGCUUUAUGCAUAUCCGCCAUAGACCUCACAUCCACUAAACGCACCUAUUCCGAUACUGAAUUGCUCAGUGCGUGUGUGAACGAGGUCCAACUGGCUCACGCGAUCUUGGCCGCGUUACCUGAAACCAGUCGGUGCUGUCUGUUUCACGAACAGAAUCCGACUUGUGUCUGUCCGAAAAUGCCCGGUUUCAGUAAAGAUCAGAAUUCGUGGCUUACCGAUUUACUGUUGGCUGGCGUGCUAUCCAAACCGGCCACUGCAGGCAAAUCCAGCAAACUAGAAGUGAGACGUGCUCGUCGUGUGCUCCAUUUUGCUGGACUGGCUGCGAAGGCUCACGUGAAAACCGUACAGUCUUUGUCCACCGCACCACAAACACGUGCGUCCACUUCACCACGUCGUUCGCGUGCGACAUUAUCGAAAGCCCAGUGCAUUCUUGAGGACGGAUUAGAUCAAGGUAUUGUCUAG